AAUUAAUAGAGAUGUUGAUACACCAUUAUAUUAUAUUAUCCACUACAUGAUGGCUUUAAACGUGAUCUCGAUCAUUGUUAUCCAUGUUUUAUAAUCACAUUACUUGUUGGAAAUGUUAAUACUGUAUAUAUGUAUAUUUUUAAAGGGAAUUCUCCUUAUCUUAAAUCCUGUUAAAUUGACACUGUGAUGAUGUUAUCAGAAGACGUUAUUCGCAAACAGUCGCAUUGCUUAUCUUACUUGUAAUCUUAAUCAUAAUAUAGUCAUCAGGAGAUUUAUUUCACCUUAUUUUCCUCCAAAACACCAUUAAAUUGGUCGAAUAAUUUUUUUUUAUUCGACUUGUUAGUACUUCAUAUUUUUCUUGUUAAGUGUUGUACCUACGUGAUUACCUUUUAUCCCCGCAAAUAAUAAGUGAGAGCAUAGCUGAAAAUGCCCGAAUGCCUUAGUCGAACGAAGUCAAUUACCAACUCUUCUGACUACUGAGAUGCAAAUAGCUGUGUACAGACCACAGUCAAUCUGAUGUUGAUCUUAAUUACAUUAAAUUGGAUCCCCUCUGACUUUGAUUAGGGGACCCUACGUGCAGUGUGGACCCAAUUACUUUCAUAGACCAACGAGUGGCUCCCUACGCAUACCAAUAGUCUGGGCCCAAAUGUAUUAAUGUGGGGCCCCUCUGACUUCGAUUAAAGGACUCACAGUGGGCCUAUGAGUAGUAUGGGUCCAUGCAAUUAUAUUAACUUUGGGCCCUCUGGCUUUAAUUAAGGGGCCCCUACGAGUAGUAUGGGUCCAAAUCCAAUUACAUUCACGUGGGGCCCUUUGGCAUUGACUAAGGGACCCUCAUAUACUGAUUUUGCCCCCAGUACGGCCCCAGCUCCACCCCAGAUUCAAUGCCUGUCUGCUCCCAUCCCCUCGCUAGUUACGCCACUGGGUCUUAUGACGUGGAAAGCAAUAUAUAUAUAUACAAAUGACAGCAAAGAAAGUGCAAAAUUUUAAUUCAAAUUCCAGUAUGAUCUCAAAAGGCUAGUAUAUGAAUGUAAAUGCACGAGGAAUUUUAUUGAUGAAAUAAAAUAAACACAAAUCCGGCCACAGUGGUUGUAAAAUAAUAAAUAACAUAAACACAUAAUAAUGGUAUUGUUUAUGCAGUAUAUGAAGUAGGUCACAAUAGCCUACAUACCGCUUUAUAUAUAUAUAUAUAUAUAUUUAUGUAUAGUGUUAUUAGCAAUUGGAAUUAGAUAAACAUGUGGAUGUACAUAUCGUUAGCUGUUUCAUAACUAUGAUAUCAUUUAACAAACAUAACUGGAAAAGGAGGCCACAGUUCAUCCCGAUGUUAGCCUUAGCCCUUUUUUGCUUCGUUAUCUUGCAGAUUAAGAUCAUCAGCUAAUAAACUCUUAGCUAAACGUACUUGGAAUAACUUUUACAACUGCUCAGUAACUAACGGAUCUAAAGCAAUGUCGAAAUCUAACGAUAUGGCAGAUUUAAGAUCCAGUGUUAUUGAAACAGUCGACAGAUAUGCCGUAGAAUUGAACAAUCUUAGUCAACAAAUAUGGAAAAAUCCAGAGCUGGGAUUUAAGGAAUAUUCAGCUCAUACUGUGCUCACGGAUUUUCUUGAGAAAGCCGGGUUUAAAGUUGAAAAACAUUAUAAAAUAGAAACUGCCUUUAAAGCAACUUUCGGUGACGUGGAUCCAUCGAAACCUCAUAUUGCUGUGAUAUGUGAAUAUGAUGCUCUGCCUGGGAUCGGUCAUGCCUGUGGACAUAAUCUAAUUGCGGAAGUUGGUAUUGCUGCAGGUCUUGGGAUCAAAGACAUUCUUGAAAAGUCAGAUACUAAAUUGGGACAGUUAACUGUAUUGGGUACCCCUGCUGAAGAGGGUGGAGGAGGUAAAAUUAUUUUAAUGAAACACGGCGCUUUUAAAACGUUUGAUGUUGCUAUGAUGGCUCAUCCAACACCUGCCACCGUUACUAAAAUACCAAUUUUAGCCAGAAGCAAAUUGAUGAUCAAAUAUAUUGGUAAAGCUUCACAUGCUGCAGGGUUUCCAUGGGAUGGAAUUAACGCUCUGGAUGCUGCCGUUCUCUGUUACCAAAAUAUAUCCUGUCUUAGACAACAAUUUAAACCAACAUGGAGAGUUCAUGGUGUUAUUACCAACGGUGGAGUUAAACCAAACAUCAUUCCCGAUCAAACAGAACUAGAAUACUCAGUGCGGGCACCAAAAGACUCGGAGCUAAAAAUUCUUGAGGCUAAAAUAGUGAAGUGUAUAGAAAGUGCUGCUCAAGCAACUGGUUGUAAGGUGGAAUAUGAGUUUGGUGAGCAUCCAUACAGUGCUAUGUUAUACAAUAAUACAUUAUGUGAAUUAUACGAGAAGAAUGCCUCAUCAGUUGGUGUUGAAUUUAGUAUGGAUGAAUCUAUAAAACAAAGUCCUCUAGGAUCAACUGAUAUGGGAAAUGUAUCAACAGUGGUACCAAGUAUCCAUCCUUGUUUUCAUAUGGGAACUCUAGCUGCUAAUCAUACAACGGACUUCACGACAGCUGCCGGUUCACCAGCAGCUCAGACUUUUACAUUACAGCAAGGUAAAGCUUUGGCUUUAACCGCUUUAGAUAUUUACCAAUCAACGGAUUUAUUACAGAAAAUAAAACAAGAUUUUAUCACCGAUACACAGAACGCGUGAAGUUAUUACAUAUUCUAUAGUCAAUCUGAUUAAAAUACAGAUCUAUAUUUCGUUUCGUUUUUUUUAUACUUUCGAUGGCCUACACUUCAUGAAGAUCUGACAAGUUAUAGCGAUAGGUCACGUCAGGGAUCAAAAGACCGACUUUUGACCUUAUGAUGUCAGACAUAUGAUUAAGCAAUCAGCAUUGAUGUUACUAGUGGAUUACCCACAGUUCCGUGCAAAACACGCCUAAAACUCGCCGUAACAGACCGUUUCAUUGGCUUAUCCCCGACACCAUUCAGAACACGAAUUAAAUAACAACUCUUCCAGAUCCUGGUGUAGUAAAGACAAAUUAAAACGAAAUUUUCAACCAUAAAAACGAAACGAAAUAGGAUCUGUGUUUUAACCAGAUUGAUUCUAUAGUAUAAAGUGACUAAAUAAAUUCUUACCAUAGUAUA
Messenger RNA from Patella vulgata (common limpet), 3091 nucleotides. RefSeq names its product xaa-Arg dipeptidase. The record is from RefSeq and is a predicted model, not a curated record. Gene Ontology annotation, molecular function: dipeptidase activity. The transcript is spliced from 7 exons. Lineage: Eukaryota; Metazoa; Mollusca; Gastropoda; Patellidae. Bases 1443 to 2654 code for a protein of 403 amino acids.